This is a messenger RNA of Rhodamnia argentea, 1562 nucleotides long. RefSeq names its product pentatricopeptide repeat-containing protein At1g55890, mitochondrial-like. The record is from RefSeq and is a predicted model, not a curated record. Gene Ontology annotation, cellular component: chloroplast. The coding region runs from base 151 to 1302 and encodes 383 amino acids. Gene Ontology annotation, molecular function: protein binding. NCBI's taxonomy places the organism in Eukaryota, Viridiplantae, Streptophyta, Magnoliopsida, Myrtales, Myrtaceae. The transcript is spliced from 2 exons.
UAAAUUAACCGGGGAACCAAUCCUACGUCGUUUCUUCAAGCCCAAGCCCUCGAAGAUUAAACCCUCCACCCAAAACCCUCGCGAUUUUUGAGAGUUCGAAGGUCACGUUCAUUCCAGCCUGCAGAUUCACAAAGCUCAAGAGACCCAGAAAUGGCUGCACCCUCCUCGUUUCGCCUCCUCAAGCGCGCAUUUUCCACCUCCCUGGAAGCCGGCGACUCGGUCACCAGCCUCAAGUCGGCCCACGAUUUCCUCUACAAGGAGCGCAGCCUGAAGCGCCUCGUCGCACAGUUCAAGAAGUCGUCCGCUUUUGACCACUUCCGCACCAAGAUCGGCACGUACCAGUACGCCGUCCGCCGCCUCGCCUCGGCCAGGCGCUUCGACCUGAUCGAGGAGAUCCUCGAGGAGCAGAAGAAGUACAGGGACAUCUCCAAGGAAGGGUUCGCGGUCCGGAUCAUCAGCUUGUACGGUAAGUCGGGCAUGUUCGAGAAUGCCCAGAAGCUGUUCGACGAAAUGCCUGAGUUGAGCUGUGAACGCACGGUGUUGUCUUUGAAUGCCCUCUUGGGCGCUUGUGUUAAUUCCAAGAAGUUUGAUAAGAUGGAGGAGCUGUUCCGCGAGUUGCCAGGGAAGUUGUCCAUCGAUUCCGACUCUGUAUCUUAUAAUAUUGCUAUUAAGGGGUAUUGCGCGAAGGGUUCUUUGGAUUCUGCGAUCUCGAUGCUUGAUGAGAUGGAGAAGAAGGGCUUGGAGCCAGAUUUGGUCACGUUCAAUACUCUUCUGUCCGGGCUUUAUCUGGGUAACAGAACUGCUGACGGGGACAAAAUUUGGGCCAGGAUGCAGGAGAAGAAUAUUGUUCCUGAUGUCAGGAGUUACAAUGCAAAGUUAUUUGGAUUGGUUUCACAGAAGAAAAUGAAGGAAGCUGUUGAGACGGUUGAGGAAAUGAGGAUGAAAGGAACCAACCCGGACAUUUUUAGCUUCAAUGCUUUGAUCAAGGGUUUUGCCAAGAGUGGUAAUCUGAAUGAUGCUAAACUGUGGUAUAGUGAAAUAGGAAAGAGUAAUUUCGACCCAGAUAAGACGACAUAUGGGACCCUAAUUCCGCUUGCUUGCCAGAAGGGAGAUGUUGACUUUGCAUACGAGCUGUGCGAAGAGAUUUUCAAUAUUCGUUGCCUCGUUGAUGGGGCAGUAUUGCAGCUUGUUGUUGAUAGGUUGGUGGAGGAGUCAAGGAUUGAGGAAGUGGAGAAGCUUGUGCAGCUUGGGAAGGUAAAUAAGUACCGCCGAUAUAGCUUGCAACUACCAGCCAGCAAGUAAACAUAGCUGUUAUUUGUUACUGUGAUAUCAAGGUUAUAGGCAGUCGGCCAAGAUAGUGUUUCCUAGCUGCUUAGUUGGCAACGAUUUUUCCUAAUGGUUGCUAUUUAAUUCCAAUGCAAUCUUUGAAGUAUUUUUGCUGUUACUUUACAAUUUUGAGUUGCGUAUCUGCUAAAUGUGGUUGAGUCUACAUAUGUACAUACAUAAGUAUUGUCUAUGUCAUUACUUGUAAGAUCUAAUCUGAUGAUUUAGUUCGUGGACUC